Messenger RNA from Cyprinus carpio (common carp), 2505 nucleotides. RefSeq lists its product as uncharacterized. The record is from RefSeq and is a predicted model, not a curated record. Lineage: Eukaryota; Metazoa; Chordata; Actinopteri; Cypriniformes; Cyprinidae.
GGAUUAAAGGUGUGCGUCAACCUCUGAACCAAGUUAUUAUCUGAGUCUCCGCGUUAUUAAAUGCGACUCCGGAGUGCAUAAGAUCCUUGUUGUGUGAGGGUCAUCUCAUGAUGUUCAGGGUCUUGCUGCUCCUGUUUGCCGUGGCUGGUCUCCAUGCAAGACCACUGCACCGAUUCCCAAAUGGUAAAUUAAAACCAAUUGGGCCACAAAUGGUCCAAGAUGAACACAGGGAUAGCUCAGUUCUGAAGCACAUGAACACUGAUGUGAAACCCAAGAAGCAACUACCAGUUCCCGCUGAGUUCUGCAGACAGGGAACAGAACCUUCCAGACGCUUCCUGAUGGACCUGAACACUGGGAUGCUCAAGCGUGGAGUUGGCAAAGUGAACGGAAAAGUUUCAGGAUUGGAUGAGCUCAAACAAGGCACUGAGAACCAGCUGCACACCCUGCAAGAGCUCAGAAUGCGUCCCAUGAUGAGAUCGCAGUACAGCGCUCAGAGCGAAAAACACGAGCAGAGAGCGAUCCCUGCCGAGGUGUACAGAAAAGGCACUGAAAAUUCCAGAAAUGUCCUGAUGGACCUGAACACCGGUCUGCUCAAAGAACACAUGAACAAGAUGGACAGGAGAGUAGUGGCAGCUAAAUGGGAAGUGGUUUCUGAGCAUGAGGAUAUAAGAAGCCAAGACUCUUCUGAACAUAAGGAGAACCACAAAGCAGUUCCUGUUGAGAUCCGCAGACAGGGAACAGAACCUUCCAGACGCAUCCUGAUUGACUUGAACACUGGGAUGCCCAAGGAGGAACUCAGCGAAAUGAACAGAAGAGUUUCUGGCUUCUACAAUCCAGCAGCUAUUGAGAAGAGGCAAGGAACAGAACCUUCCAGACGCUUCCUGAUGGACAUGGACACUGGGAUGCUCAAGCACGAAUUAAGCGAAAUGAACAGAAGAGUUUCCGGCUUCUACAAUCCUCCAACUUAUGAGAUGAGGAAGGGAACCCAGAAUUCUCGCGCCACUCUGGUGGAUCCCAGAACUGGACAACUGCUGGAAUCUCUAACAGAGCUCCAGAGGAGCGCAGCGCCAUUGGAUGAGUUCAGACAAGGCACUGAGUACCAGCCAUUCAUCCUACAGGAGCUCAGACGGAACAAACAAGACACUGAACCUUCCAGAAACCUCCUGAUGGACCUGAACGCCGGUCUGCUCAAAGAACACAGGAAUGAGAUGGACAGGAGAGUAGGGGGCUCAGCUAAAUGGGAAGUGGUUUCUGAGCAUGAGGACAUAAGAAGCCAAGACUCUUCUGAACAUAAGGAGAACCACAAAGCAGUUCCUGUUGAGAUCCGCAGACAGGGAACAGAACCUUCCAGACGCAUCCUGAUUGACUUGAACACUGGGAUGCCCAAGGAGGAACUCAGCGAAAUGAACAGAAGAGUUUCUGGCUUCUACAAUCCAGCAGCUAUUGAGAAGAGGCAAGGAACAGAACCUUCCAGACGCUUCCUGAUGGACAUGGACACUGGGAUGCUCAAGCACGAAGUUAGCGAAAUGAACAGAAGAGUUUCCGGCUUCUACAAUCCUCCAGCUUAUGAGAUGAGGAAGGGAACACAGAAUUCUCGCGCUACUCUGGUGGAUCCCAGAACUGGACAACUGCUGGAAUCUCUAACAGAGCUAAAGAGGAGCGCAGCGCCAUUGGAUGAGUUCAGACAAGGCACUGAGUACCAGCCGUACAUCCUACAGAAGCUCAGACUGAACAAACAAGACACUGAACCUUCCAGAAACCUCCUGAUGGACCUGAACGCCGGCCUACUCGAACACCAAAAUAAGAUGGACUCUUCUGAACAUAAGGAGAACCACAAAGCAGUUCCUGUUGAGAUCCGUAGGCAAGGAACAGAACCUUCCAGACGCAUCCUGAUUGACACAAACACUGGUAUGCCCAAGGAGGAACUCAGCGAAAUGAACAGAAGAGUUUCCGGCUUCUACAAUCCAGCAGCUAUUGAGAAGAGGCAAGGAACAGAACCUUCCAGACGCUUCCUGAUGGACAUGGACACUGGGAUGCUCAAGCACGAAGUUAGCGAAAUGAACAGAAGAGUUUCCGGCUUCUACAAUCCUCCAGCUUAUGAGAUGAGGAAGGGAACCCAGAAUUCUCGCGCCACUCUGGUGGAUCCCAGAACUGGACAACGGCUGGAAUCUCUAACAGAGCUCCAGAGGAACGCAGCGCCAUUGGAUGAGUUCAGACAAGGCACUGAGUACCAGCCGCACACCCUGCAGGAGCUCAGGAUGCAUGACAUUGUUAGACCAAAGUAAAGCGCUUAAAACGUGUACGAAAGUCACCGUGUUUAGAAUUGAUGAGGCCUGGUGGACAACGUUUGGCUGUGUUCGUACCCUAUGACUGCAUGAAGACCAUCUCAGAACAUCUAGUUGACUGUACUGUUGUAUUCAGAGGUUUCAUGCAAUAAAAGUGUCAUGCGAUAUUUGGAAUGACUGCACAAGUUAUAUCUGCAAAAUAAAUGCAUUACCAAAAUCA